Messenger RNA from Beauveria bassiana ARSEF 2860, 978 nucleotides. RefSeq names its product ubiquitin-conjugating enzyme. NCBI's taxonomy places the organism in Eukaryota, Fungi, Ascomycota, Sordariomycetes, Hypocreales, Cordycipitaceae. The coding region runs from base 1 to 978 and encodes 325 amino acids. The transcript has 4 exons. The record is from RefSeq and is a predicted model, not a curated record.
AUGUGCGUUUUCUACUACCACACGAAUCUCUGUGGCCAUGGUGCUACUCCUGUGGGCAGCGAGCCGAUAUGCCACCCGGCCUUGAUGCCCUAUCAUGAGAUUCAGCACAUAGAAGUCGGCACAAACGAGUUUUGCGGCCCUUGCAAGCAACUUGAUGACCUCGCCAAAGUUGAGCGCAAGGAGUAUCUUUGCACGUAUACUUUGGAUUUACCCCGCAUGAUGAAAAGUAUUGCCGUGUUGCGCAUGUGUUGUCAUACCCCCCCCCCGUUAUUUUCCCCAAGGACCUCGCUCGCGACAGCGCCUCCCCAAAGCAGAGGAGCUUCUUCUUCUUCCAUUGCCGCAAACCCGACAGCUACCCCGACCCAUCACCACCACCACCACCACCACCAUCGCAUCAAACAUUACACAAUGCCUUCCUCCUCCUCCCGCAAAGACAAGACUCCCACGUCGUCCAACGUCUCCAAAUCGAGCUCCAAAAAAGACUCGUCCUCGGGACGUACCGGCGCUCGGCGCCUGCUCAAAGAGCUCGAGACGUGGCGCGCCGAGCAGCCAGAGGAGCGCGGCAUCGAGCGACUCGGCCCCGUGAGCGACGAGAGCUUGAUGCAGUGGGAAGCCGUCAUCAACGGCCACGAUGUCGGCCACGGCUACGACGGCGGCCGCUGGCUCAUCGCCAUUGAGAUACCCGACGAGUACCCCCUCAAGCCGCCCAAGAUGCGCUUCGUCACGCAGAUUGUCCAUCCCAACAUUGCGCUGCAAAACGGAGAGAUUUGCCUUGAUCUGCUCAAGGAUGCCUGGACACCCACGUACAGCGUGCUGGAGUGCGUUCGCGCCGUCCGCAUGCUGCUCAGCUGUCCGGAGACGGACUCGCCGUUGAAUGUCGACGUUGCGGCGCUGCUGCGCGGCGGCGACGUCGUCGGCACGCGGAGGCUUGUCGAGCUGUGGUGCUCCGAGGACAGGGGACGCUAUGAGGGUGCGUAA